CCUCUAAGCUGAACCAUUCUGGGGCUCUUCUGUUGGAUCGAGGGAGAAAGGAAACUAUGGCCGCAGAAGCAGUUCUUUCUGCCUUCUUCCAAGUGCUCUUUGACAAAUUGGCCACUCCCAUGUUAAAGGAAUUUGAAUCUCUUCUGGGGAUCAAGAGAGAGCUAGCUAAGUUACCCAUAACUCUUGCAAAGGUUCAAGCAGUCCUCAAUGAUGCAGAGGAGAAGCAGAACCAUGAUGAGGCAGUGAAGAUAUGGCUCAAGGAAUUAAAAGACGUGGCUUACGAUAUGGAUGACAUCUUGGAUGAGCUAACAACUGAAUUAGCUCUUCAUGCAAAUGUGGAAUCCGACCCAGGUCAGAGUGGAAGAAACACGGUAUGCACUCUCUUCUCUUCUCUUACCAUGAAUUUAUAUCAACAUGAAGUUGCAAGUAGGAUAAAUGACAUACACAGAAGGUUAGAUGAGAUUGUUAAGGAAAAAGAAGACCUCAAUCUAAGGGGUUUGGGUGGGGCAAGCCAGUCUGACCCAUCUCAAGGGCGCGAGUCUACUUCUCUGGUUGAUGAGUCAACAGUAAUUGGAAGAGGCAGUGCCGUAGAGAAGAUUGUGGAGUCACUGGUUUCAGAUGAAUUUGGUGGAACAACGGUCUCUGUCUUCCCCAUUGUUGGCAUGGCGGGGAUAGGGAAGACAACAGUUGCACAGCUUGUCUUCAACGAUGAGAGGGUAAAAAGCUAUUUUGAGCCAAGAAUAUGGAUUCAUGUAUCUGAGAUAUUUGAUGUGAAGAGACUCACAAAAGCAAUAAUAGAGUCAGCUACAGGAAAGAUAUUUGAGCUUAUGGAUUUGAAUUCACUUCAUCUAAGUCUCAGGGAAAAGUUGAAGGGUAAGAGAUUCUUACUUGUCCUCGACGAUGUAUGGAAUGAAAGUCGUAGUGCAUGGGAGAGCCUCCGCAAGCCCUUAACGAGUGGUGCGAGAGGGAGUAAGGUCCUGUUGACCACCCAAAGCGAAACAGUUUCAAGAAUAAUGGGUACAUCACCAUCUUACUGCUUGACAAGUUUAUCCAAUGAAGAUUGUUGGGUUUUAUUCAAAAAAAUUGCAUUUGCAGAAGGAAAUUCUGAUGCCCAUCCAAGACUAGAAACAGUAGGCAAAGAGAUAGCAAAGAAGUUGAAAGGUUUACCUUUAGCAGCGAAGACUCUUGGAGGCCUCUUGUAUUCUAAGAAACAUGAAGAUGACUGGAAAGUUAUCUUGAAAAGUGAGAUAUGGGAAUUACCUGCAAAUGGAAAUGACAUUCUGCCAGCCCUACAGUUGAGUUAUCGCCAUUUGCCUGCACAUCUGAAGCAGUGCUUUGUAUAUUGCUCAGUGUUCACUAAAGGCUCAACCUUUGAUAAGACGAAGCUAGUUCAGCACUGGAUCGCACAAGGGUACGUAAGACCUUCAAGAAUGCGAGAAAUGGAAGAUAUUGGAGGACAGUACUUCGAUGAUCUGAUUUGUAGAUCUCUCUUCCAGCACUACAGACUCGACAAAUCAAGGUUCACCAUGCAUGACCUAAUCCAUGACCUAGCACAGUCUAUUUCUGUUGGUGAAUCUGUAAUAGUGAAAGAUGAUGAGCAAUGCAAGAGCUCCAAAUUAACCCGUCACUGUUCAGUUACCUGUGAUAAUUUGAGCUCAUGGGAGUCGCAGUCCUCCCACAACCUUAAGAGCCUAAGGACACUUAUACUACGAUGUGUACACAGGACUUGCACCAGUCGUAUUCCGCAUGAUUUGGUCUUGAAGUCUACAAAUCUACGCGUUCUGGACCUGAGCAAGUCUUGCAUCACAGAGUUACCAGAUUCUAUACAUCAUCUGAAGCAACUAAGGCUGCUUGACCUCUCGUAUUGUAAUAUUAUAAUGUUGCCUGAAUCAGUGUGCAAUCUCUACAAUCUGCAGACACUGAAGCUCAAGUCUUGUGAUAAGCUCCAAGUUUUGCCCAAAGAUAUGAAUAAGUUGAUCAAUCUGCGUCAUCUUGAGGAAGAACGUGGAUUGGUCUGCACCAUAAAAGGAAUUGGGAGACUGACUAGUCUCCAAGAACUCUAUUUGUUCAAGGUGGUCAGGGAGAUAGGAUACAAAUUGGAGGAACUGAAGGAUCUGACAGGGCUUAGAGGAAAACUACGCAUUUCAAAGCUGGAGAUGGUGGUAGAUGUGCAUGAGGCCAGCGAGGCCAAGCUAAACAACAAGCAAAAGCUCCAGGAAUUGGAGCUGGCAUGGACUGCUGAUAGGCAUAUCAAUUCAAUAGAUCAAGGAAAAGAUGAACAUGUACUUCAGGAGCUCCAACCACAUGCCAACCUCGAAGUGCUGGUCGUAAGAGGGUAUGGAGGACUGAAUUUUCCAAGCUGGUUCCAAAGUCCUCCAUUGCUUCCUAAUUUGGUGAGGAUUUCCUUAUUUAACUGCAAAAGAUGUGAGGUCCUGCCACCUCUUGGGCAGCUACCUUUCCUCAAUCAUGUAAUCAUUCGUAAGAUGCCUAGACUGAGGAGGUUGGGUCAUGAAUUUUGUGGCAGUGGUAAGGUCAGUGGGUUCCCAUCCCUUGAGAAGUUGCAAAUAUGCAAGGUACCCGAGCUUGAGGAAUGGACUGGGGUUGAGAUUGGUGAAUUCCCUUGCCUCCAUCUACUUUUACUUUCAGAGUGCCCCAAGCUAAAGGUAUUACCCAAUCUCUCUCCUGCUCUUAGGAAACUGACAGUAAUCAAGUGUCCCCAGUUGAUGGACUUUGCAGGAAGCUUUCCAUCUCUUCACCUAUUGAACUUAACAGGAUGCAAUGAGAGGAUAUUGAGCUCAGCACGCCUACUUCAUCUUAAAUCUCUUACGAUGCUACAGAUUUCUGGGUUCAGAAAGCUCACAUCCCUGCAGAAUGAAUGGCUUCAACACCUUACUGCACUCAAGGAUUUGACUAUCCGGAAUCUUGAUGAGCUUGUUUCAUUGGAAGAGGUAGGAUUUGAGUUCCUUGUCUCUCUCAGACGUUUGAAGGUUGAAAGUUGUCCAAAGCUCAAGUCCCUUCUAGAUGGGGCUGCUCCCCAAGCUCUGGAAGAGCUAGAGGUAGACUCAUGUCAAGAUCUCAAGACAUUGAUCGAAGGAGUGACGCUACAAGACCUCACUUCCAUCCGGCGUCUUCAGAUUGUUGGCUGCCACAGCCUCGAGUGCCUGCCGACGGAGCUAAAAAACCUCACCUCCCUCAGUCACUUGUACAUCAAAAACUGUCGCCGGAUCAGGUCAUUGCCAGAACUGCCUAACUCAGUGAAACGUCUAGUUAUCUCCCAUUGUCAAUUGUUGAAGGAAUGCUGUCAAAAGGAAAUAGGGGAAGAUUGGCACAAGAUAUCUCACAUCCCAAACAUCUGGAUUGAUGAUCAACAAAUUCUAAACACAAGCUCCUCUACCCUAUAA
Phoenix dactylifera (date palm) is the source of this 3401-nucleotide messenger RNA. Its product is annotated as putative disease resistance protein RGA3. The record is from RefSeq and is a predicted model, not a curated record. NCBI's taxonomy places the organism in Eukaryota, Viridiplantae, Streptophyta, Magnoliopsida, Arecales, Arecaceae. Gene Ontology annotation, molecular function: protein binding; ADP binding.